This is a messenger RNA of Periophthalmus magnuspinnatus, 1301 nucleotides long. RefSeq names its product galectin-related protein-like. The record is from RefSeq and is a predicted model, not a curated record. Lineage: Eukaryota; Metazoa; Chordata; Actinopteri; Gobiiformes; Gobiidae. Gene Ontology annotation, molecular function: carbohydrate binding. The transcript has 6 exons. Bases 196 to 738 code for a protein of 180 amino acids.
UAGCUUACAUCAAGGAGCACAUGGAGCGGCUGUGAGGCCUGUCUGCACCGGUCAGACGUGAAUAUCCACCAGGAGAGCAGAGCCUAGAGCAGGAAAAGACCGGUAGUGCAGCUUUCUCCGGGGCGAGUGCCACGACGCUGACACACCACGCUGUCCAGGCGCGCACAUUCAGCAUCCUAUGAGACUCUGCUCAAGAUGGCGGUGCAGGCAGCGGAGAACGACGGGAUAGUUUUGCAGAAUGUGGAGAAUGACCACCUCAAUGAGUCUCUGGAGAACCCUGGUAUCAUCUCUCCGGAUAAAGAGGACAUAGCACUUCUUGCUGUGCCAUUCAGUGGACGCAUACGAGGUGGCAUGCGUCCAGGAAAGAAGAUCAUAGUGAUGGGUAUUGUCGAUUUGGAACCAAACAGCUUCGACGUGAGCCUGACCUGUGGACGUCACUCUGAGAAAGAGGAUCCCCCUUGCGAUGUCGCCCUAAAACUCACCGCCCGUUUCAGCGAGCGCCGGUUCAUGCGCAACGCCCGAUUGUCUGGCAAAUGGACUGAGGAGGAAGCUUCUACUGAUUACUUUCCAUUCAUCCCAGACCAACCUUUUAGGAUGGAGAUCCACUGUGAGCACCAGCGGUUCCGGAUAUUUGUGGAUGGACACCAGCUAUUUGACUUUUAUCACAAAGUAAAGUCUUUGCCUUCUAUUGAUACAGUACGGAUAGAUGGAGAUCUACAGAUCACCAAACUCGGCUAACCUCACUUAGAUCUGCGCGAAGCAAAGACUUUAUCACCUGUAAACACACAUAAGCCAAUCAUCAGUAUCACCGCCAUCGCCAACUGUUAACACUGCAGCAAAGAACCAACUUUAGGGAUUAUUAAUUAAGACGUGUUCUGUGAAUGGAUUUGGAAGUAAGUGUAACAUUCAGGGGCUUUCUUUGUGUUUUAGGUGAAGAAUACUUUGGUGUUCUUCUUUUAACAAAACAAAACAGCUGUGGUAAAGCUACAUAAGGAUCCUAAAGAAUGAAUUUGAUGGAUAACUUUUCGUUUGAUUGACACGUGUCUCCUGAAAUGUGGUCGUAUUUCUAAAGAAGAUCGAUCGAUACAGGGUUUGGCUAGUUGUAUUAUUAUUUUGAAACUAUUCCCUGACACAAUUUAAGCCCCUUUUUGUUCUGUGUUUCUGCGGUUGAUGUACAUAGCAGUGUUCUCCUUAAGGCCCCGUCGUCUUUUGGGUUUGUUCCAGUUGUCAUGGCAACACACCGCAGUCCCAGCUCGACCUAAUUUUCCCAAAAUGAGGAUUAUAACUGGCAUUCCACAGUA